Sphaeramia orbicularis (orbiculate cardinalfish) is the source of this 5319-nucleotide messenger RNA. RefSeq names its product ectonucleoside triphosphate diphosphohydrolase 7-like. Bases 252 to 2066 code for a protein of 604 amino acids. The transcript is spliced from 14 exons. Gene Ontology annotation, cellular component: Golgi apparatus; membrane. Lineage: Eukaryota; Metazoa; Chordata; Actinopteri; Kurtiformes; Apogonidae. The record is from RefSeq and is a predicted model, not a curated record. Gene Ontology annotation, molecular function: GDP phosphatase activity; UDP phosphatase activity; ribonucleoside triphosphate phosphatase activity. Gene Ontology annotation, biological process: CTP metabolic process; UDP catabolic process.
UCGAACCGGAAGCUUGAGUUUUGCUCAUUUCCUCUUCUUUACCUCGUCGUCUUGGUUUAAAAUAAUCUCUGUUAAGCAGAGGUAACAUUUUAAAUACAUUUUCAAGAGGGAACAACACAUUUCGUGGAUGGACUGUACUAUCAUGGCAGAGGACAGACAUAAUUAGCAGAGAAAACCCAUUGACUCUGGUCAGGCUCAUAUUGUUCAGACACCAUGAGGUGACAGCUGAUGUCUUGUGCUGACUCGGACAUAUGGCAAGGAUCACUCUGUCCUGCCUGCCAGCCUCCUGGUACUGCAGCGUGUCCCUGCUGUCUCUGGGAUGUGCUCCCCGGCAGAGGCUGCUCCUCCUGUUCCUGCUCUUCAUUGCCUCUGCCCUCCUCCUAGGAACCUACCAGAGGCAGCUUUGGGGCCCCCAGAGACGUCCAGGAGCCAAUGUCAACAAGUACCUCUCCAUCGCAGAGUCUAUGGAGGCCACUGACAUCGACAACCCUGCUCUUAAUUAUGGCGUGGUGGUGGACUGUGGCAGCAGUGGCUCUCGGGUUUUUGUGUAUUACUGGCCCCCCCAUAAUGGGAACCCACACACCCUGCUGGACAUCAGACAGAUGAAAGACCGGGACCGUAAACCAGUCGUCAAGAAGAUCAAACCUGGUAUCUCCACCCUGGCGAAGACCCCAACGAUGGCCAGUGACUACCUACAUCCUCUCCUCAGUUUUGCUGCUGCUCACGUCCCACAGAACAAACACAAAGAGACUCCCCUGUACAUCCUCUGCACUGCAGGGAUGAGGCUGCUCCCGGAGAGUCAACAGACAGCCAUCUUGGAUGACGUGGUCACCGACGUUCCUCUGGAGUUCGACUUCCUGUUUUCCCGUUCACACGCAGAGGUCAUCUCUGGGAAACAGGAAGGCGUGUAUGCAUGGAUUGGUAUUAACUUUGUGUUGGGACGCUUUGACCAUGCUGACGAGGAGGAUGCCACAGUUGAAGUGACAACAGGGUCACAGAAUCAGCAGCCAAUCAGCAGGCGACGCACAGUGGGCAUCAUGGACAUGGGUGGAGCUUCUCUACAAAUCGCCUAUGAGGUGCCUGGUGCCAUCUCUUUCAACUCACCAGAAGAACAGGAGGCAGGGAAGUGCAUGCUGGCUGAGUUUAACCUCGGCUGCGAUGUCGAUCACACUCAACACGUGUACAGAGUCUACGUCACCACCUUCCUCGGCUUCGGAGGAAACAUGGCCAGGCAGCGCUACGAGGACCAGCUGGUCAACAACACACUGGCCAAGAACAGGUUUCUUUCCACACAGAUGGGCCUGUCUGAAGACAAACCGUACAUGGACCCAUGUCUGCCCGUUGGCCUGUCUGACGCCAUUGUCAGGGACAACCACACCGUGUUCCUCAGGGGUGAGGGCGACUGGGCUCGAUGUAAGGAUGCUGUCCGACCCUUCCUGGGCCUUCACAACGGCACCAUGUCACCAGGGGGUGUUUACCAGGCUCCUAUCAACUUCAGCAACAGUGAGUUUUACGGCUUCUCUGAGUUUUAUUACUGUAUGGAGGAUGUGCUGAGGAUGAAGGGCCAGUACGACAGUGACAAGUACUCCAGAGCAGCCGCGGAAUACUGCUCCACACAGUGGUCAACGCUGAAGCAGCGUCUGGACAAUAAGCUCUUCUCUCAACAGGCUGACAUGGGCCGACUCAAGUAUCAGUGUUUUAAGUCGGCCUGGAUGUACGAGGUGCUGCACUCCGGUUUCCGCUUCCCCACCGACUACCAGAGUCUGAAAACUGCUCAGCUGGUUUAUGACAAGGAGGUCCAGUGGACUCUGGGAGCCAUCCUGUACAAAACCCGCUUCCUGCCUCUCAGGGACCUCCAACAGGAAACGCUGCGGCAGAACCACUCCGGCUGGCUGCGCUCCUCCUUUGUCUACAACCACCACCUGUUCUCCCUCUGCAUCCUGGUGGUGGUUCUGGCCAUCCUGCUCUACAUCCUGCGGCUCCGGAGGAUCCACCAGCGGGAGCAGCGGCAGGCCGAGGCCCUGAACCUCCUCUGGGCCGAGGAGGGGGAGGCCCUGCUCCCCUGAGAGGCCCGGGGCCCCCUGUACCCGGUGGAGGGUCUUCUACCUCUGACCUUGGACAUCGAUUCUUACUGUAUCUGAACCACAAUCGGACAACGAAUGAAUGUCAGCACCAAGGAUCCUAGAAAUGACUCAUGAGGAUAUGGGAACCCGCAGAAUUCACCGUUUGAACACACAUCACACCAUGAGACAUGAGCCCGUUUACAUACACACUAAUACUCCGAUCAUUAUCCGAUGUCUGGAGUAAUCAGAUUAUUCAAGUGAUUGUAUAAACAGUAUAAUCUGAUCUGUUUUAUCAGAUAACAGCAGUAAUCUGAUUAUGAGAAAUCAGAUUAACACACCUGGAUUUCUCCCCAAUAUGCCGAUGUCUUCCUGCAUGUACACAGGUUCAUCUGAUUUAUUUAGUUCUUUUCCAUCUGCGCAUGUAAACACAAAUAAUAUCGUAGAAAAUGGAAGCUACCUAGUCAAACGUGAGUGCAAGACAAGAACAGGAAAUUUGAUUCAGCCGUCACCACGUACGUACUUUGAAAGAAAUCUGAUAAUGGACUGAAACGUCUAAACCAGGGUUGUGGAUUAUUGCAUUUCUGAAGUGCAUGUAAACGCAUCAGAUCUGGUUAUUACAAUCACCUGAUUACUCCCAGUUAUUGGAUUUUUAUGGUCAUGUAAACAAUGAGCCCAAAAAAGAAAGUCGUCUUUUAAAGGCGGAAGACACCCAUGCUUUUUAGUGCGAUGGAAAUGGUCAGAUUUUCCCAUUAGUGUGAUUCUUUUGGGCAGUAACACACAUGGUAAUUACAGUCUGGUGAAGACGAAGUGCUUUUAGACUGUGUUUAAUUGAUAACUCAGGACGUCCUGGAACACACAGUGGGUUCUGUUUCCAGUGGGAAAAUGUCACACUUGAAAGAAACAAAUGCCUGGAGCACAUGGAGUAAAACCAAGGUACUGAGUGUUAAAGGCUCAUCCCAAGCUAAACAUGUACAUUUAAUAAUCAGAUCAUUUAUUGCUGUAACAGCUGGACAGACCUACGAAGAAACGUGGCAGAUGUUUCCUGUCAAAAAGGGAUCUGUCGGUUCAUCUUUCAGAGAAAAUACACCAGACUACAUCAGCGGCAGCCAUCUUUGCUUUUCAAAUAGCUCCCACUAUGGUGCUCCUCUGUCACUUCUUAUUUAUACAAUGGGGUUUGAUUCAAGCCCCUUCCCAUGUCAAAUAAAUGGUUGUGAUUGGCCCUGCCCAAUCUACAGUGGGAGGGCAGCACUGUGGAGAGAAAUGGAACUAGGGCAGAAAGUCGUAUUUACAGCCACAAAAAACAAACAGGCUGAGAAACUGAAACUGUCGCAUUGUGGAUCAAUCCCCUCUGUUCUGUCCACGGCUCCAACUGGACUGAUGGUUUUAAAGAAAGGGGAUCUUCGAAAUUUAGUUUUGUUUCCUUCUCAUUCCUUAAAUAUAAAAUACAUCUAAAAUAACCAGGAAUACAUUUAAUGAUGAACUUUAAUGUGAAAUGUGUUAGAACAGGUGACAUUAAAUGUAUAUGGAAAUAAUUGUGACAAAGGAUCCUCAGACGACGUGAUGCAUGUGGACGGAAACAUUCCAAGUUUACAAACUCAUCAUUCGAUUCCGAUCAGAAGGAACUCCAUGUGUGACCUGUUCUUCUACUGCGCAGCUUAAGACUCAAAUCCCAUCGGAGCGGAAACAUGUCCACUCACCUCAACAGGAAAAACCACUUCCACUCAUUCACUGCAGAUUCACCAGACUCGUUCUUUGCUCUUUUCCGCCUGCACCCAGUGAUGGUAACAGAUUUCAACACCUCAGACUGAAAAAUAGGGAAAGAAAAGGUGAAGAAGCUGUCACUUCACUGCAAACUGAUUUUCUUUCGCCUUAAAUGAAAAAAUAAUAGUGUGAUGUAGCGUGAGCUCCAGAAUCUCACCGCCAUGUUCACACCCCUAAAGUGAUUUAGCUUUGCACGUCUGCCAGAGGUGAUAUCUUUGUGGGUAUCAUCAAGAGUGCAACAGUGCUCCUUUGUCGUCAGAAAUGGUGUUUCAUCUACACCUGCAUCUGUCCCAAUGGGAUGAUUUCCUCGAAAGCAAUCGAGCAGCCUGAUGAUGUCAGCCGCAGAGCCACGGCUUCAGAUCGAGCUUUGAUACUUGAAUGCCACUGUUGUCCUGCCGAGACCCCCGUCCAGCACCGAUUUCUAUCAGAGGAAAGAUGGAGCCAAGAGGCGUUUCAGCUGAAAUAAGCUGAGCGAUCUACUCAGCGUUAGGACGAAGGCGCUGAAAGCAGACAAAGACCCUCGAGGCCUGAUUUAAGCAGAUGUCAUCUGAUUUCUGAAUGCAGCAACUUCAUCAAAAGGAGGAAUCUGGUCUCACGCCGCAGGCCAAAAAAUGGAUGAUGGGAAAGGGCAGAUGGUGCAGAAUAAAUUCUGUGUAAAUCAGAUCCAAUCUGCGUUAAAGCCAUGUUUGAGGAAUACACCUUAAACUGAGGACAAGAUCCAGAUUUAUAUGUUUUUUGUGUAUUUCAUAGCUGUAAAAUGAAGCCACUUAUUAUUAUUUUUUUGAUCAGCUUUGGUGCUUUUCAGCCAUGCAACAGUUUUUGUGAUGCAGAUGUGUGUCCGAACCUCUGAAGACAUUCAAUAAUGCAUCAAUCCCACAGUGGGAGAAUUAUAAAUCCGGAAGAAUCAUUUCCAGCUCAUUUCAGUGGUUUACUCCAGAUGUGUGGGACAUGACUCCGACUAAAUGAUGUCGACCCCAUUGUUUCAUAUUUGACCUGUACACAGGUGCUCAUGUGAAGGCUGAGAGCUUUGUACAGUUGUGUUAAAUCAGCUCUGCACAUUCCUUCCUGUUCUUUGACGCAGACAGAGAUGACGUCUGACGUAUCUUUGUCAAACUGUCGGCGUGUGUUUGUAACCUGCGUCUCACCUCUUCAUCUGUACAGAAAUACUGCAGCGCUAACAUCUGAGACAGCAGCCAACGGUCUGAUGUUUGAUCGCUGACAGAAAAAUGUAGUUGUAUCAUUUCUUUUCGACUUUAGUUGUCGUUAUGAAUCACCUACUGUGCUCCUCUCUCUGAUUCAUCCCGAUGUUCGACUCCUGCUGCUCCUCUGAUGUUCUGAGUCCAACGUGGGACCAUUCUUCGGGUUUGGGCAUCGUGCAAUGUUUAAUAAUAAUGAUUCUCUGAUUGAUACGUGACUUUAUUUGUAAUUGAUAGUCAUUUUAAUGUGAAAUGAAACAAUUCCAAUCCAAUAAAGGAUCUUUUCUAUUAAAACUGGA